GGGUCAAGGGGCCGGGGUCGCGCGCGCGCGCGGGCGACGGGACUGAGCUGAGGUAAGCGCGGGGCUAGGAGGCGCCAGCACCAGUGCCAGAGCCAGACGAGGACGAAUCGAGCGCUACCGCCUUCGCCACCGCCACCCCCACCGCCUUCACAUCACCGGGACCAGCCAUCGCUGCCGCUUCUGCCGCAUCGCCCCCCCACUCCGCUCUGAUGGCGACUACCGAGGAAUCUCAUGGAGAGGAGCAUGAUUCAACCAGUGAGAGCAUGGACGAUACCAACCACGAUCCCCAGUUUGAGCCCAUUGUCUCUCUGCCUGAGCAGGAGAUUAAGACCCUGGAGGAAGAUGAAGAAGAGCUCUUUAAGAUGCGAGCGAAGCUGUUCCGAUUUGCGUCUGAGAAUGACCUUCCAGAGUGGAAAGAGCGAGGGACAGGUGAUGUGAAGCUGCUGAGACACAAGGAGAAAGGGACAAUUCGCCUCCUCAUGAGACGGGACAAGACUCUGAAGAUCUGUGCGAAUCACUAUAUAACCCCACUGAUGGAGCUGAAGCCCAAUGCAGGCAGUGACAGGGCUUGGGUUUGGAACACACAUGCUGACUUUGCCGAUGAAAGUCCAAAGCCAGAGCUGUUGGCCAUCCGAUUCCUGAAUGCAGAAAAUGCUCAGAAGUUUAAGGCAAAAUUCGAAGAAUGCAAGAAGGAGCUAAAGAAACCAAAAAAGAAAGAAGAGUCGAAAAUAGUGCUGAAAGUGGAGUCGAGAGUAGAGGCGAGAGUGGAGUCGAAAGUGGAGCUGAAAGUAGAACCGGAAGAAGAACCGGAAGAAGAACCGAAGGAAGAACCGGAGGAAGAACCGGAGGAGGAACCAAUAGAAGAGAAAGCAGGACUAGUCAAAGAGAGAAGUUGUGACCAAAUGGCUAAGAAGUUAGAGGAACUCUCGGUGAAGGAUGGUGACUCGGAGUCUGUGCCAGAGAUCCGGGUGAAGAAGGAGGUGCUUGAGGCCCAGGAGGCCCAAGAGAAGGACCAAGAGGAACAGACGUCUGAGACCCAAGAGACCGAGGAGACCCAAGAGUCUAAGUCCCAGGAGUCUGAGAUCUCGGAGGCCCAGAAUUAGGACACUGAGCAGCAUUAACUCAUCUCACCAUGGGCCUCACAUUCUUUCCUAAUUUUUUUUCCUUUUAUUUUCUUUAUUUUUGUUCAUUUUUGGUUUUGUUUUUUGUUUUUUUUUACAAGGGACUUUAUAUAAAGAACUGAAUUCCAGCCUCCAGGUUGUUUUCUAAGCUUUUACCCUUUUGAAGAUGUCUUCUUCAGCAGACCCAUUCCCCAGUCAAAUGUACUGCGCUCAUGCCAUUCUUUUCCAUAGUGGAAACACUUAUUUAUAGUACAUCCAAAAGAGUGAAUAAAACAUUUCAAAGCUGCAUCCGAGGACAGGACUGAGUUGUAUAUGUUUACUUCCACACACUGAUGGCUAAAGUAACUCCUGGCACCGGUUGUUGUCAGGUGCCUUGGCUGUGUUGGUGACUUGUGGGGGGCCUGGGGGGAGCCGUUUCUGCUGAACUGUCUCAUUGAGGUUGAUGGUGUCAUUGGCAAGCUUUGGAUGGGGAUGCCUUUGGCUUCCCCCGAAGGUAGCUGCUUCAUUCGUGAUGGAGCCAGCUCACCUGGCAUGGUUGCAGCAUUAUUCCUGGUGGCACAGUUGGCAUAGCUUAAGUUGUUGAGUUGUCUUCCUGUGGGCUUUCCUCCCUGGGAAGCCCCAGAGUCGGAAUAGGAUGCUGUGCCCUCCGUAGAGCACAGAGACCUUAGUAUUGUGGCCCUCCUCUGGGGCUUUGGCCAACCUGAGAUUUGGAGUGAAGUCGGUAGAGGCAGCUCUCUUGUGGGCUCCCUGGAGCCCAGCUUUGGGAGCUCUCCUGGGCACAUGGGCAGAACCGUGGUGGUCCAGUUUGGUCUUGGUUCUCUUGUCAGCUAUGCCUGUGUAUUUCAUUCUUCUGGCAGAAGGCGCUUUCCCAUACCUGGGACAUUCUUGUCCUUGAUGUUGGGGGGCAGGGGAAGCCCCCACUGAGAAUUAGGUAUGGUAGCGUAUCAUUGGCAAGUCAGAACCAGUUGAGGUGCCAUGAGCUUGGCUGGCACAGGUUUGUUGACCCCUCCCUACCCCCUCCUAGAGGUGAGAUAAGGGGAGGCCUGAAUUCCAGCAGCAUAACUGAGCUAAAGGCCUUGGUGACGGACAGGUGCCACCAGGGAGCCCCCACUGGCCUCUGGGGGCAGGAAGAGUGGUUCGUUUCUGAGCAGAGCUCCAGGGCCAAGAGCGGUGAGGCUCGGCUUCGUGGCUUGCCUGUCGGUGCUGCCCAGGUUGUUUUCGGGUCUGAGUGGAUGAAAGGCACUAUUUCCUUCAGCUACCAGUGUGUUGGGUCCUGAGCUCUGCCUAGGGGGUGGGCGGCCUCAGGCCAUCAGCUGUCCCAAACGCAGCCCCUCCUAGGAGGAGGUACGCGUGUCAUUCCCCAGCACCCCCAGAAGUGAAGAAUACCUCAGCUGCCUGUGUGCCUGCCCUCAGGGAAGUCAUCGGUGGGGUGUGGCUGUGUGGUGUGUCCCUCGUGCCCCCUCCUCAGCCCCCUCCCUCUCCCGAGGCUCACCUGGCCGGCUUGUCUCUGUAGCUUAAGUUUGGCUUCAGGCUCUGAGUUGUAGGCUGAGAACUUCCAGCUUCUUAAGGCUGAAAGGCCUUCCUUUGGGCAGGACGGUUUUACAAUUUAAAUGCUGACGGUUGUAUUUUUUUCCUUAAAAUGUUUUCUUCUGCCCUAAGCUUGAGAAAUGUUGACUAGCUGUGGAACCAGUGAGAACAGAAAGCCGCCCAGGCCAGAGUUUUAUUUCCACUAUUCUAUUCACUGUGAGCUUUGGAAAGCAACGGAAGCGGUUGCAAAGCAUAGUAGCCUAUAGCGUUUCUUAGUAGUAGAGCUAAAGGACUCACUUCAGUCAGACUUCCCUUGGCUUGUUUUCCUCAUCGCCCACCAAAGGUGCUUUAUUUCAGACAAAACCAAGAAAGCAUGUCUGUCUUGCUUCCUGAAGGCCCUUUCCUCAGCCCCUCCACCAGUUGACUGACUGUGUUGAUUAUGUCCCAGCUGUAGAUGUUCAUGUUAUGACUCGGUGUUUUCCCCGUUUCGCUCUGUGUUCUGUCCGCCCUUGGAUCCCCUCUCAGUGGAGUGCCCUUCCAAAGGAAGAGUGAGAUUGUUUUAAAGAAAAAUAAAUGCAGACCACCCAACGGAAGAUUUCCUUCUCCAACUGCUAAACUUUGGUUAUUCUAGGCGGUGUUCACCUUUGUAACACAGUGUGACUGAGGCCGUGCUGGGCGAGUAGCAGGAAGGAAGAGGUCCAACGAGACCCUUUGAAAAUGAGAUGUUAGUGCGACCAAGAAACUUUGCACAUGAAACCGAAUGUUCUGUUCCACUCUCUGCUUUGGAGACACUGGAAACAAGAAGUUGGAAUCCGUGAAUGUUCUAUUGGCUUUGAUUUCUUCCUGUGCCAUCGCCACGGGAACGCUAGUUCUUGGGGAGCAGGAGGGUAUGCUUUUUGAAAUGCUUUCGUUGAAGUUAAUGUGUGUAAACCGGGAUGGAUGUCCCCGAGAUGCUUUCCCCUCGAAAGGGGAAGCCAAGGAGGGGUGUGGGGUCGAAACGGACCAGGCACUCACUCUUCCCCCUUCCAAAAAGAGAGCUUGUCUCACUCUGUAAUUGUUUUGUGUUCCAAUAAAGUGCCACUUAAAUGUAA
Gracilinanus agilis (Agile Gracile Mouse Opossum) is the source of this 3739-nucleotide messenger RNA. RefSeq names its product RAN binding protein 1 (gene RANBP1). Gene Ontology annotation, biological process: nucleocytoplasmic transport; positive regulation of mitotic centrosome separation. NCBI's taxonomy places the organism in Eukaryota, Metazoa, Chordata, Mammalia, Didelphimorphia, Didelphidae. The transcript has 7 exons. The coding region runs from base 210 to 1103 and encodes 297 amino acids. The record is from RefSeq and is a predicted model, not a curated record. Gene Ontology annotation, molecular function: GTPase activator activity. Gene Ontology annotation, cellular component: cytoplasm; centrosome; nuclear pore.